AUGGCAUCGAGGUCGCACAAAGAAAAACAUGAACAGCUCCGUACGACAGCUGACAUGCUCCACGAAGACGACGACUACCAAAACACAGGACAGCCGCCCACAACAGCCGUCUCCGUCAACGACAGCUUCAACGAUGACGACUGCACCUCGUCAACAGAAACCCUCAUCAAGAAAGACAACUCACAAAUAUCAAACCAUCAAAAGGGACACAACUCCAUCGAGGGCAAUCCGAAAGGUUCCCUUGAGUUACUUCCCUUUAUUCUACUGAACAUUUAUUCGCUGUUUGUCAGCGCGGCCUAUCGUAUUUUCUCCCCGUUGAUUGAGCAGUACAUCUACCAGAGGUACUCUACGGAGCUGCUGGGUAAUGCUAGCGGGCAGACGUCAAGCAACCCAUGCGUCAACGUGACGUCAGGGAACUCCUCCACUGACCCCGUGACCCAAACCAUCCAGGAUAUGACGUCAGAGCUUAUGAUGAACCUGGCCAUGACGUCAUCGUGUCUGGGGAUCCUGGGCUGUCUGCUGAUUGGCGCCAUCUCCUCCCUGGUCAGCAGGAACUUCUUGCUGGCACUGCCCACCUUCUGCUGCAUGGUCAAGAACGCCCUGCUGUCGGUCAUCGUGUUCUGGAACCUUGACCUCAAGCUCUUGUAUGUGGGAUACGCCGUGGAGGGAAUUGGGGGGAAUAUUGUUAUAUAG
Messenger RNA from Physella acuta, 693 nucleotides. RefSeq lists its product as uncharacterized. The record is from RefSeq and is a predicted model, not a curated record. NCBI's taxonomy places the organism in Eukaryota, Metazoa, Mollusca, Gastropoda, Physidae. Gene Ontology annotation, cellular component: membrane. Gene Ontology annotation, molecular function: transmembrane transporter activity. Gene Ontology annotation, biological process: transmembrane transport.